Molecule: messenger RNA, 1406 nt
Organism: Durio zibethinus
Lineage: Eukaryota; Viridiplantae; Streptophyta; Magnoliopsida; Malvales; Malvaceae
Source: RefSeq, a predicted model, not a curated record
GUUUUAGCAGCUCCUCUCAACUCACCUUGUCUUUUGCCUAAUCUUUUUACCAAAUGGAUCUCCAAGAAUUUAUUGUUGUGCUUCUGGUAAUUUUUUUGGAAGGAGAAAGACAGAAGAUAAGGUUGAUGAAUGAAUCACUGAUGGCUGAUCGAGUUGCACUUCAGGAGAAGGAGAGGGAGCGUUCCAUGCUUAUGAGAAACAAUCAGGAUAUGCUCGCAAAAGAAGCGGCAAAGGAAAAAUUGGUUGAUGAUUUCAUGGCUUUCAUUGGAGCGAAUAAGAACAACGAGAAUGCCCACAAUUUUGAUGAAAAAGCAAUGAUGAAAGCUAUUGAAACUAUGAUGAACAGUGACGGCGACGACAAUGGAGGAUUUGCCAAUGGUUACGGAAAGAGGCUGAAGAUAAGGCUGAUGAAAGAAUCACUGAGGGCUGAUGAAGUUGCACUUCAGGAGAAGGAGAGGGAGCGUUCCAUGCUUAUGAGAAAAAAUCAGGAUAUGCUCGCAAAGGAAGAGACGAAGAAAAAAUUGGUUGAUGAUUUCAUGGCUUUCAUUGGAGCAAAUGAGAACAACGAUAAUGCCCAGAAUUUUGAUGAAAAAGCAAUGAUGAAAGCUAUUGAAACUAUGAUGACCGGUUACGGCGGCGACAAUGGAGGAUUUGCCAGCGGCUACGGAGACAGUAAUGAUCUCGGAAUCGAUCUGGGUCUUGAAGGAAAAACUACGAUCGAUGGAAGUAUUGCUCUGGUGAACAAAGUUGGCAGUUGUGACGGCGAUAAUGGAGGAUUUUCCGGCAACCAAGGGGAGAUUAAUAAUGCCCUUGAGAACGCUCAGAAGCUUGGUAAGGAAGCUACGAAGACCGCUGCUGAUGGAACAAACGGUGACGGCGAUGAAGGCAGCAACGCUGGUGGUUAUGGUAGCAGUUACAAUGGGAAACGCCGCAAGUAGGAUGAUGGUGGGCCCCAUUAAUUACAUUUAUAUGGAAAGAUUUACGAACUACGGUAUAUUUUCAAGUUGAUGUCCUGUCGUGUUCUGCAAUAUUUGGAUUAAAUAUUUUGUCGAUUAAAGUACUAAUAAGUUGCUGCUGAGUGGUAUUGGAGUUGAUUUUAACGUUGAAAAUUUGAAGUUCGAGCUUCGAUAAGGUGGCAACGAUUUGUGAACUUAAAUGAGAUUUGGCUUGUACUUUGAAUUAUUUAAAGUACUAGUUUGUUUGUGUGUUUUUUUUUUCUUUUUUUUCAUGUUCAUUGGUGUGAAAGGGCUAGAAAAUUAAGGACAACCUCAAACAUGGUUUGAUGCUAUCCUGUGGUUGAAAAACUCGGUAAUACGGGAGAUUAAAUUGUUGUAAUGAGUAAUUAAGGACAACCUCAAACAUGGGUUGAUGAUAUUAGCUACAAUAAUCAAUUGUUCUAAAUGGAA